Musa acuminata subsp. malaccensis (wild Malaysian banana) is the source of this 1567-nucleotide messenger RNA. RefSeq names its product AT-hook motif nuclear-localized protein 20. Lineage: Eukaryota; Viridiplantae; Streptophyta; Magnoliopsida; Zingiberales; Musaceae. The record is from RefSeq and is a predicted model, not a curated record. Gene Ontology annotation, molecular function: DNA-binding transcription factor activity; minor groove of adenine-thymine-rich DNA binding. Gene Ontology annotation, cellular component: nucleus.
UCUCUCUCCUCUUCCAUGUUCUCUUCUCUUCUCGAUGCAACCCAUGCCAAGGCACAUACCACCCACCCCAGCUCGCACCAACACAAACAUCUAAAGAAACUCCCCACCAACAUUAAACUACUCCAUGUUUUCCUCAUCCACACAUCUCUCUGUCCCUCCAAGAGCAGGUCAGGCUUCUCUUUCUCCUCCUGGUGAGUGGCAACAUUUUCUUGCUCCCAUUCCGUGUAAAUCAAAAGAGGAGGAAAAGUACAGACACACGUUACUGACUUCUCCUGCUCAUAGAUCAGCAUAAGAGCGAUGGAGCUGAGAGCUCCUUCUGUUUCGUGUAGAUGUUCAUUAAGGUCCUUCUUGCAUCCUUCCUUCUUCGCGAUGUAGGUCAAACUUGUUUCCUGCUUCCUCGAUCAUAUAUGUCUCCGAUGCUAUAUGCUUGUAGGAGAAGGAAGAGAGAGACCUGAAGCCAGAAGCUCUAGUGCUUUAGACCGAGAAGCUGGCGAACCCUUGGUGGGCAGGUAACCUCGGUCUUCCCGGAGCCGAACCGGCAUCCACCGGCCCCAAGAAGCUUGGUGAUGGGAUGCCCUCUAAGGCGCCCGAGGUCUUCUCCCAAGCCGACGACGAAGACGACCGACACAACGACGACGACCCCAGAGAAGGAGCGGUGGAGGUCGGCAGCCGUCGCCCUCGCGGGCGGCCCCCUGGAUCGAAGAACAAGCCAAAGGCCCCCAUUUUCAUCACCCGCGACAGCCCCAACGUGCUCCGGAGCCACGUGAUGGAGGUCGCGGGCGGCGCCGACGUAGCCGAGUGCAUCGCGCAGUUCGCACGCCGCCGGCAGUGCGGCGUCAGCGUGCUCAGCGGCGUCGGUACAGUCGCCAACGUCACCCUUCGACAGCCAGCUGCACCCGGCGCCGUCGUCACCAUGCACGGCCGCUUCGAGAUCCUGUCGCUGACUGGCACGUUCCUGCCCGGUCCGGCCCUGCCGGGUUCCACCGGCCUGACCGUCUACCUCGCCGGCGAACAGUGCCAGGUGUUGGGGGGCAGCGUCGUGGGGUCGCUCCUCGCCACGGGACCCGUCAUGGUAGUCGCCACGACGUUUGGUAAUGCCACCUACGAGAGGCUGCCACUCGAGGGGGAAGAGGAGGUCGAGGAGGAGGAAGCAGGCAGCGGCGGGGGAUUACUGGAUCCCUCGUUGCUGAGCAUGUACAACCUGCCGCCGAAUCUAAUACCCGACGGCGGGCAGCUUGCUCACGACGCGAUCGCACGUGCGCAUGCGCGCCGGCCGCCAUACUAGUUAAAGAGAAACCGAUGCGAAACGAGGACGAAGGCAAAACCUUCUCCGUGUUACCAUGCAUGGUUUUGGUGAACACUUAUCGGUGUCCUUUUUUAGCUUAACAUAGCAUACAAUUAUGUUGCACAAUAAUCAAAGAUCAGAAACUUUGAGUUUGGGAAAGCAGCUGCUUCAAGGCUGUCUCAAGCAAGAUAUGCAAAGACGAACCUUCCAAAGCUUCUGCGAGUGUUGCAUGAAGUGUUCUACAUGAAACUCUGUUGAUUCUUAUAAUUCUCUUCUUAUGUU